GGAGAUAAAUUACCAAAGAUGGUUCUGCAGGAUAAUACUGGUAGUGAUGUGGAGGUUUCUAAACUUGCGGAGGAAGAGGGUGUGGUGAUUUUCCUGUAUCCCAAGGCGGACACACCAGGAUGCACCACUCAAGCCUGCGGGUUUCGAGAUAGUUUUGACGAAAUCAACUCUUUGGGAUAUCAAGUAUACGGAUUAUCGAAAGACAAACCAGAGGCUCAACAGAAGAAGUGGAUCAAAAAGAAAGAUCUCAACUUCAAAUUACUAUGCGACCCAGAAAGCAAGUUGAUUAAGCGACAGCUGACGAGUAGCACCAAACGCUCUCAUUUUAUCUUUGAGAAAGGGACGGGUAAAUUGGCUGAUAUAGCCAUUGGCGUCAAACCGGCGGACGAGUAG
Tremella mesenterica DSM 1558 is the source of this 393-nucleotide messenger RNA. RefSeq lists its product as uncharacterized. The annotation marks the transcript as partial. Gene Ontology annotation, biological process: cell redox homeostasis; cellular response to oxidative stress. Gene Ontology annotation, cellular component: cytoplasm. The record is from RefSeq and is a predicted model, not a curated record. The transcript has 4 exons. NCBI's taxonomy places the organism in Eukaryota, Fungi, Basidiomycota, Tremellomycetes, Tremellales, Tremellaceae. Gene Ontology annotation, molecular function: thioredoxin peroxidase activity.